CAGUAGUAGCACUGCAGUCCAAAGUGCCAAAGAAAAACCACCAAGUUACAAAAGAAAAACCACCAUCUUAUGAGCUAAACUCAACAUUUUAUCCGAAAUUCCGAGUCAGCAUGGCGCUAAAUUUCGAGCUCACAGCAUACGAAGUCUAUCUUGUAAAAACUCAUCCUAUCUCAUAGAAAAGGGUAGUUGUCAAGAACUUCCAACUUGCCACAUCACCUGCAGGCUGCAAGAAACAGCAAAAAUCAGCAUUGCUAUCACCCCGAUCACAGCCUCUCAGAAAGAUUACGGGAAAAGCGACCUCGGGCGGGAGAUAAGGUAAGGAGGCCAGCGCCUUCCUGUCUGCUUCUCCGCAAGGAGACACCGGUGUGAACGUGCCUGUGCAACCGCAAGAACCCUUUUUUCCCCUUUCUCCCUGUGACUUUUGCCUUUCUUACAUCUACACCGGCGGCGGCAGAAUCUAAUCUCCCAGAGCAGGAAAACCGAUAGAAAUAAGCACGCGGCUUGGGCAGGUGCACCGUGCACGGCGUCCAGUUGAACCGAACCUCCCCGCACGGUCCUCCUGGUUCGCCAUUAAUGGCCGUGCAUUUACUCGUACUGUCCCUCCUCGUCUUGGCCUCUUCUAGCUCAGGCUCCACCACCGCGCUCGCCACGAACGCCACUGCCGAUGGCUCGCUGGAUGGUCUGGAUGCGGGGAGCGUCACCCGGUUCAGCUUCUCCAACUUCCAUCCCGACUACCGUGGCAAAAACCUGACGGUGGUCGGCGAUGCCGACAUAACCAAGGGCGCGCUCCAGAUCACGCCGGACACUCUCAACGAGCCCGCCCACUUCCUCACCAAUAAGUCCGGCCGCGUCCUCUACUCCGCACCAGUCAGGCUCUGGCGCCGCGAUAAGGGCGGCAAGGGCAAGGGCAAUGCCGGCGCCGGCGGCAAGUUGAAGGUCGCGUCCUUCCGCACCGUCUUCACCGUCAACGUCUUCCGCGUGUCGGGCGCGGAGCCGGCGGAGGGGUUCGCGUUCCUUAUCGCGCCGUCCGCGGGCGAGCCGCCCGCCGCGAGCUACGGCGGCUUCCUCGGCCUCACCAACGCGACGACCGACGGCAACGCCACGAACCAGGUCGUCGCCAUCGAGCUCGACACCGAGAAGCAGCCAUACGACCCUGACGACAACCACAUCGGCCUCAACGUGAACAGCGUCGUCUCCGUCGCCAACGCCUCGCUCACGCCCCGCGGCAUCGAGAUCUCGCCGGCCAAGACCGCCAAGUACAACGUCUGGAUCGACUACGACGGCGACGCCCGCCGCAUCACGGUGUACAUGGCCGACGUCGACGCCGCCAAGCCCGCGUCUCCGGUGCUCGCCGCGCCGCUGGACCUCGGGGCCACCGUGGCCGAGAAGUCCUACUUCGGGUUCGCCGCGUCCACGGGCCGCAAGUACCAGCUCAACUGCGUCCUGGCGUGGAACAUGACGGUGGAGAAGCUGGACGAGCCCGGCAAAACCAAGGGCCUGAUCCUGGGACUCGCCGUCGGGUUGCCCGUGGCGGCGCUCGCGCUGGGCGCCGCCGCCGCAUUGGGGUACUACAUGUGCGUGGUGAAGCGGCGGAAGGUGCGGCGCGACAAGGGCAGCGCCAUCACCGGGAACAUGAUCCGGAGCCUCGCCGGCGGGCCGCGUGAGUUCGAGUACCGGGAGCUGCGGAAGGCGACCAACAACUUCGACGAGAGGAUGAAGCUGGGGCAGGGCGGGUACGGGGUGGUGUACCGCGGCACGGUGACCGACGACCACAGCAACCCGACCGCCGCGGGGACCACGGUGGAGGUGGCGGUCAAGAAGUUCUCGCGGGCGAGCACGCAGGGGCAGAACGACUUCCUCGCCGAGCUCAGCAUCAUCAACCGCCUCCGCCACAAGCACCUCGUCCGCCUCGUCGGGUGGAGCCACGACAACGGCGAGCUGCUGCUGGUGUACGAGUAUAUGUCGAACGGCAGCCUGGACCAGCACCUGUUCAGCUCGGCGCCGGGGUCUCGGCCAGGGCAGCAGCUCGGGUGGGAGCUCCGGUACAGCAUCGUGCAGGGCGUGGCGUCAGCGCUGCACUACCUGCACGACCAGUUCGACCAGCGCGUGGUGCACCGCGACCUUAAGGCCUCCAACAUCAUGCUCGACGCCGCCUUCACCGCGCGCCUCGGCGACUUCGGCCUGGCCCGCGCCAUCGAGACGGACAAGACCUCCUACAUGGAGGAGGCCGGCGGCGGCGUGCACGGCACCGUCGGCUACAUAGCCCCGGAGUGCUUCCACACCGAGAAGGCCACACGCGAGUCCGACGUCUACGCCUUCGGCGCCGUCAUCCUCGAGGUGGUCUGCGGCCGCCGCCCGCGCUGCGACAUCGACGGCUUCCACUUCCUCGUCGACUGGGUGUGGCGCCUCCACCGCGAUGGCCGCGCGCUCGAGGCCGUCGACCCCGGCCUCGACGGCGCCUUCGACGAGGACGACGCCGAGCGCCUGCUCAUGCUGGGCCUGGCAUGCAGCCACCCAACGCCCGCCGAGCGGCCCAAGGCGCAGGCCAUCUCGCAGAUCCUGCUGCGCUCCAUGCCCACGCCCGCGGUGCCGCCGUUCAAGCCAUCGUUCGUGUGGCCGGCCACGGACGGAGGGUUCGACACCAUGUCGACGACGGCAGGGUCGACGUCGAGCACGGUCGUCACAUCCACGUCCACGUGGAGCGGCAACUUCGCGAGGGGCAGCGAGAACCUCGCGCCGGCGCCGGAGCAGGACACCUCCGGUUCACUGGUUUGACACGUCGGUUUCCAAUUGCCGCCGUCACCGUGCAUUCUAGUGAUUGUUUAAACCGCAAUCUCCUACUCUUUUCUUCUUUUUUUUGGCUUUCUUGAAAUUCUUCAUCUGUAAUUAUCUUUCUAACGAGAAUUGUUCUUGCAUUUCUCGUACUCUUUGUGUACUCUUCGAUGGAGGUGUUUUGGUUGGUGCAAUUUUGUGAAGGCAAAGUUGCAAGUCUGCUGAGUUCUGUUUUCUUUUA
Messenger RNA from Hordeum vulgare subsp. vulgare (domesticated barley), 3013 nucleotides. RefSeq names its product probable L-type lectin-domain containing receptor kinase S.5. The record is from RefSeq and is a predicted model, not a curated record. Lineage: Eukaryota; Viridiplantae; Streptophyta; Magnoliopsida; Poales; Poaceae. Bases 574 to 2775 code for a protein of 733 amino acids. Gene Ontology annotation, molecular function: protein kinase activity; ATP binding; carbohydrate binding. Gene Ontology annotation, biological process: protein phosphorylation. The transcript has 2 exons. Gene Ontology annotation, cellular component: plasma membrane.